Molecule: messenger RNA, 1647 nt
Organism: Penicillium cosmopolitanum
Lineage: Eukaryota; Fungi; Ascomycota; Eurotiomycetes; Eurotiales; Aspergillaceae
Exons: 5
Coding region: 1-1647 (548 amino acids)
Biological process (GO): transsulfuration
Molecular function (GO): pyridoxal phosphate binding; cystathionine gamma-synthase activity
Source: RefSeq, a predicted model, not a curated record
AUGACCGCUUCAGAGCCUCGAUCUUUCCCACUCGGGACAUCUCUGCCACCUGGAGACAUACAUGCCGUGAGCGCCUCUAUUCCGACAUGGAAGAACCUAGUAGAUUACAUGGCGGGUGACGAGGUUGUUGUCGGACAACUGCAGUCCUACUACCCGAGGUUCUACCAGCAUGCUUGUGUUCAGAAAUUGAAUGAAGCCGUUCUCAACAGGGUAGGGGCCCCGGAGCAUAUACGAUGCAUGGUAUUUCCUUCCAAAGAUGCGGCAAACCGAUGUCGCCAGUACCUUCAUAAGAGCCAAGGACCCACGAUCACAGUUCAAGAGGUAUCUUUCUCUCUCAACCAGAAAGUAUCGGAAGCGAAUCGCAUUUGGGCAUGCUUUAGUGCUAUUCUCUUUUCCGAGCAGUACAGUCAAUGUGCCAAUGAGUUCUGGGCAGACAUGGGGGAUGGAAUCUCCAGUCGUAAUGCAGAAUUUUGCCUGGAGAGAUUCCCGUUUUUGAGCUCAGUGUCAUCGGUCCCUGACCUACAAAGCCGUGCGACUAGACACGAUUGCGGAAUGAUACCUCCCGAGCCGUGGCAUCAUUCUGAUACCGACACCAAAAAGACUAUUAAAACAGUUAUUUCAAAGCUUGUUACUCCGAGCCAACCUAGGCGAGAAACAGUCAGCCCAGAAGAUGUUUACCUCUUCCCCAAAGGUAUGUGCGCAAUUCACAGCCUGGCAAGUAUACUAGUUCCAGGUCCAACAAAAUCCUCCGGAGCAAUUGUAUUUGGAUGGCCAUAUGGGUCGACACCUAGGUGUGUUAGGGCAAGUGGGUACCAGAGUUUCACAUUCUAUUCCCAAGGUACAUCAGAAGAAUUGGACCAAUUAGAAGCAUCACUAGAAUCUGGCCAUUCAAUCGCUAGUCUUUUCUGCGAGAUUCCAUCCAAUCCUCUAUGCGCAACACCGGACCUUAGUCGCAUUCGGGCCCUCGCAGAUCAAUACCACUUCACUGUGGUGUGUGAUGAGACAAUAGGAACCUUCAUCAAUGUUGAUGUCCUGCCCUAUGUUGAUGUUGUUAUUACUAGUCUCACGAAGACUUUCAGCGGGGCUUGCAAUGUUAUGGGAGGAAGCGCGGUUUUGAACUCAAAGUCUAAAUCGUAUAGAUUCCUGAAGUCGAAGCUUACCUUGUUACAUGAGGAUCUUUUAUUUCCUCUAGACGCAAAGAUUCUUCUCCAAAAUUGUCUCGACUUUCCAGCCCGCGUACGAAAAUCAAAUACAAAUGCCCUAGCAAUCGCCAACUUCCUCAAAUCCUACGACUCAAUCUUACAUAUCAACUAUCCUAGCAUGGUACCCAGCCAUUCCCUAUACGAACAAUACCGACGACCCGAAGGUGGGUAUGGCGGCUUGAUCAGUCUUGUCUUUAAAAGUUUUGACAGCGCGAUACGUUUCUACGAUACUAUUGACCUAUGCAAAGGACCAAGCAUCGGAGCCAACUUUACGCUUGUGCUACCUUAUUCUCAGCUGGCACAUGCUUGCGAAUUGGACUGGGCGGAAUCACAUGGAAUAGCAAAACAUAUCAUGAGGAUUAGUGUGGGCUUGGAGGAUGAGCGUGCACUGAUAUCAAAAUUUGAUCGAGCUCUACAAGAGGUCAAGGCUCUUGAAAAGCUAUAA